AUGGAUGGACUGACGGACGGAACAGUUAUGCCGAAUUUAGCAUUAAGCAUUCAGAAUGGUGAAAGAGUGUAUGGAGUGUUUGAUAAUGAAGAAAUAAAUGUAAAUGAUAGUCAACCUGGGAAUGAUGACUUGGAAUUGGUGCUUGCAGAAAUGGAAGAAAGCAAUACAUUAGAACUAAACAGCGCGAUAGUCAACACUGAAAAUGACCUAUCCAUCACUAUCGAUGAGGUGAAUACUCUGUUAGCAAUCAAUGAAGCGUUUAAUGAAACUUUGCAGAAUUUAAUCCGACGUGUUACAUUAGCUAUAUCUAAGAAUCGCGAGGCACAAAAAUUGUUGAAAGCUAAGUUACGACAAACAGCAGAACGUGGAUUACGAAUUAACAUAAAGAAAGUGCCAGUUUCGCGGUUUUUAUUCCCAUAUUUUCGGGAUUCUCAUGAAAUGGAGCCACCAAAGAAUGAAGAAUAUGAAUUAAAAGUUUUUCGUCGAGAAUAUGAUCCUUUAGUAAAGGAAGAAAAAAAAUGGUCAGCAAAGGAAUGUCAACUACUGGCAAAUGCAGUGUGGAAAUCUUUAAUUGAAAUUCGUAUUCAGCCGUUUAUUCAAAGGAAAGAAAUGCUUAUGGAAAAAAUUCGGGCUGCUGGACAAGAGACGUCAGGUGAACAAAUAGCUGAUUGGAAAAGUACUAUUACUGAGCUGGAGCGUUUGAUUGCAUACCACAAGAAUCUACCGGAAAACGAGGUACUAAUGAGUGAUUAUUCUGAAGUUGAUUGGGCGAAGAUUGCGAAAGUUGAUUUUCUCGGGAAUCGAGCCCCAAAACAGCUAAGAUUAAAAUGGAUCAAUGAGCAAUGUCCACGAUGGUCGAAGGAACCUUGGUCUUCUGAGGAAAUACAACGUCUAAAGGAAUGUGCAGGACGAUGGAAUAAUUGGAAUGUAAUUGCGGAACGAUUAGGCACAAAUCGUACAGCAUUUCAGUGUUUUGUGAAAUUCAGAAGUGAAUUGGAUAUUGACAAUGUUGGCCGGUCGUGGACGAAGGAGGAAGAUGCCCAACUAAUGACUUUGGCGCAUUGCAUGCAAGUAAAUGGUAAAAUGAGUUGGGACAAAAUUGCUCAUUAUAUGGAGGAAAGAUCACGACAGCAAUGUACAAUUCGGUAUAGGCGAGCGCUUGAUACUGAUAUCAAAUUUGGUCGAUGGGAUGCUAGUGAAGAUGUGCUUUUAACAUGUUCCGUGAGCCGAUUUGGAACAAAAGACUGGAUAAAGGUAGCAUCGUGUGUUCCAGGAAGAAGCGAUUCGCAGUGUCGUGAUAGGUGGGUAAAUGUACUGGACAAAAGUAUUAAGGCUGAGCCAUGGUCAGUGGAUGAGGAUGAAAAAUUGCUUGAAGGAGUAAGAAUUUUCGGAAAAGGUGAAUGGUCGAGAAUUUCAACAAUACUUCCAGGUCGUUCCGCAUCACAUUGCAAGUCACGCUUCCGAUCACUUCUUUCAGCAAAAGUGAAGCUGGCUUCGGAGUGUCGCUCAUAUCCGUUCAGACGUUUUAGUUGGAAAGGCAAACAUCGUCGGCAAGAAGUUGAAGCAGCAUUCCGUAAGCUAUUAGCAGCUGAUGGUAAAGGAGGUCUUGCAGAACAAGUCAUGAAUUCAUUUGAUAUGCGAGCAUUAAGUGUCGAUGAAAUGGAGGCGUUAUCUGUGAUGGCACCUCAGCAAAGAAUAAUGGUAAUGCAAUUCUUGAAUGAAAUUCGUGAAAAACGUCUGGAGAAUGAUGUGAAGGAUGGUCAGUCGAUUUGGAAAUUGUUGAGCGAUAAGUUGCAAUUCAAUACCAGUUACUUGGAUAGUUCAACACAAAGUGCGCUACUGAAAUAUUACAAGAGAUUCCUCGGCGGAAGUAUAAGCGAGCUUUUAACACGUCAUGAAAAAAAUGAAUUUGAUAUAAAGUGCAGAGUGUUACAAGAAACUGAUCCGGAGGCUGCAAAAGAUCACGUCAUUAACGCAUUGUGUGAUUUAAUUGAACGAAAUGACAAUUCACAGUGUUAUAUGUAUCAAAAGAAAUUUACCAGAAGUCAAAUUCUUGAUGAAAUUGGUCGAUAUCUUAAUUCGGUCCUUAUUAAUGAUGUAAAUAAAGCUGUAUCUUGUGGCACUAAUGCUUUUGCUAUACCGCCUUGCAUUGGAUCACUACAUUUAUACGAAAAUAUUCAGAAGCAAAUGCACUUGUUACGAGAAUCCGCCGGAGAAUUCUUUGAACCGCUUGUUUCGGACCAGAACGAUAAUAUAUUUUUGCAACUUUCACGGCAGAUUGUUUUGGAUCCUGAAUAUGUUUUGCUUAAGGCAAAGUUACGAACAUUACUCUUUUGGCCAAUGCUUUUAUAUCGAUCAAUAGAGAGUAAAGAAUCGGUGGAAAGAAGAAUGUAUUUACGCUCAGUUGCUACUACGAAAUUAGCAGAACAACAAAAGCAAGCUUUGGAAAGUUUUAAAAUACGGCUUCAAAGUCAGGUACAUCCUGAUAAAGAUUUUCUAACAUCGGAACAAAUAGCGACUUCGGAAACUGAUUUUGAUGAUGACUGUGCUGCAGAAUUGAGUGUUGGCGAAUUCCUGAAGAAACGAAUGUAUAAACGGCCGCGAAGAUACAUUACUGAUAAAAAAGUAGGACAAGAAGAUACCCACGAGACAGGCGUUGUUGAAUCAGAUGCAGCGGAAGCCGCAGAAGCUAUGAGCCAUCGUAUCGACGAGUGUAUCAAAUCAGUUUGCACUGCUGUUCAGAAAAUAUAUGAGCGUGAUUUUAUGAUUCCUGUAGCUUAUAAAUUGGCCGCGGAACAGUCGCAUGAAAAAGGUCCUAAUACUAAUAUCACGGAAGAUGCGGUGAAGGAUGCAUUAGAGGCUGUUAUCGAUGAAAUUGUUAGCGGUGCAAUCAGUGAAACUAUCAGCUUGUUACCAAAGAUGAACGCUGUAGAUGAUAACUCUGAAUGGAGUGAUACCGUUCCAGAAAUUCAACAGUGUGUAAAAAAAACUGGUCCCAGAAAGCGAAGUGCAGCCGAAGAGGCUUCAAGUACUAGCGGACAAGCUGGCAAACUGAAGAGAGCUAAAAAACAAACAGGUGUCAAAUCACCGGAAAAGAAUGAAAUGAAAAAAGGGAGGGGAAAAUUUGCCAGAAAGCGGAACAGUAAACGUUGA
Acanthocheilonema viteae is the source of this 3153-nucleotide messenger RNA. The record is from the annotation of a GenBank genome assembly. Lineage: Eukaryota; Metazoa; Nematoda; Chromadorea; Rhabditida; Onchocercidae.